Penicillium cinerascens is the source of this 411-nucleotide messenger RNA. Its product is annotated as VOC family protein. The coding region runs from base 1 to 411 and encodes 136 amino acids. The record is from RefSeq and is a predicted model, not a curated record. Lineage: Eukaryota; Fungi; Ascomycota; Eurotiomycetes; Eurotiales; Aspergillaceae. The transcript is spliced from 2 exons.
AUGGCAAUUGAUCACACUAGCUUUUACGUUCCUGAAGAGAAAUUUCAACAAUGCCUUAAGUUUUACCUCGAAGCUCUCAAGCCUCUGGGCUAUCAAAUUCGUUAUCAAUUCGGAGAAUUUGUGGUUGGACUGGGGUCGAGAAAUGAGGACUUCAGCACUUACCAACGUGCCGACUUCUGGGUCUUCGGCACAAAGACUAUACUUAAGCGACCUGCUCAUAUCGCAUUCAAAUGCCACGAUCAUGCGUCUGUUGACGCUUUCCAUGCUGCAGCUAUCAAAGCAGGUGGCAAGGACAACGGUUCGCCGGGAUUGCGAUCAUCCUACCACCCCAACUAUUAUGGUGCUUUCGUGAUAGAUCCCUCAGGAAAUAACAUCGAGGCUGUUGAUCAUGGUGUUUACUCAAAUCCCUGA